Messenger RNA from Paramuricea clavata, 471 nucleotides. The record is from the annotation of a GenBank genome assembly. Lineage: Eukaryota; Metazoa; Cnidaria; Anthozoa; Malacalcyonacea; Plexauridae.
AUGGUUCUGGAGGUAGCAGAGGCUAAAUUGGCUCGAACUUCGGGUAAACGCGUAUUUAAUCGGAACGUCAAGAAAUUAGUCGACUCUAUUAACUCUAAAGAUACGGCUGCAUUAAUCGAGAGUAGAUUUAAAGAUUUGAAGCAGCUCUGGGAUGACGUCCAACGGAAGCACGAAGGGUAUAUAGGAUCGCUGGAAAAUUCGAAGACGACUUAUGAUGUUGAGCAACAGGAUGGAUGGAUUGAUGAAAUGGAUAAAGUUUAUGAUGACGUGUUACGGCAAAAGUUGGCAUACUUUGAGGCCGUAGAAGAGGAUCAAAGGGAAAUCGAACGGCAACAAGAACAAAUUUCUAAAGAGAAGGAAGAUCAAAUUCGUAAGAAAGAGGGCGAUAAAGCUAUUUUCGAGCUGAACAAGCCCGCAAAGUUGAAGAAAUCGCAUUUAGACAAGAGGUGGAAAAUCGAGAAGAGGCAUUAG